CAUCUGUAACUUCAUUUGAAAUUACGGUCAGCUGGUGAAACACGAUUUCGAUAAUGAAACCAGCUGGUCUGUGCGUCUGCUGUCUAAUUUAAGUGAUUUGACUGGCUUAGCAUACUAAGUUACAAGACAGUCCUAUGUAUACUGUAUUGUGAGUCACGAUUUGUUUGCUUGUGCAAUAAGCAGUUUAGAUUGUUUUCCGUUAUAUGUGACAAUGUUAUAUCUACAUUAUUUAAUGUGAGCGACCGUUAUCGUAUAUAUUUUGUAUGUUAAGAGAUAGAGAGACAUUGAAUAAUUAACUUAAAUUAAUUAUAGGACCAAUGGAAAAAGAUAGAUUCUCGCUUCUCCUACUCGACCCGGGUGAAAUUUAUUUUGAAGAUUUGAGUGUUUACUUUUAUUUAGGAGAUCAGUUUUACAGUAAGAAAAAGAAAACAGAAAGAGAAAACCUGGGAAGAUUGAAGGUCUGCUCGAAGUCACUUGUGUUUGAACCGAAAGAUGUAAUGAAACCUCUUAUAAAAAUGAAGUUCGAAAACUGCCUUAAGAUUGAAGAGAUCAGCUUGACAGAGAAAGAAAAGCUAACAUCUGCAAACCCCAACAGUGCAAUCUGUGUCGAUUGCUCCAGACAUGCUGAGAUGCUUGAAGGCAACGUAAUUGCACCUUACACUUUCCGAGAUGGGAGACGGAAGUUCGUGUUUGUACUGAACUACGGACAUGUGGAGCAAUGUCUGCGCAGGAUAGGACAACUGCACAGGGCUGCCACUCUCCCAGCAUCGGAUCAAAACAACAUGUUACAAGCUAUUGAGGUGGCGAUGCAAGCCAGCAAGACAUUCGAUCGUCUCUGGCUGCAAGAUAUGUAUGAGCAGGUGGUACUGGAGACAACUGCCAACAAGAUCACACCUCUAGUGGUUAACCCCGGCAUGGUCCUGCUGUCUUCAACCACCCUCUACUUCCAGUCGUACAACAACAUAGAACCGAAUAAUCUAUUGAAAAUCAACCUCUCUGAUAUACGGAAUGUAACAAAGAGAAGAUUUAUGCUUCAGCAUGUGGGUUGUGAAGUAGAGUAUAACGGACUGAGUUACCCAGGAAUACAAAGCCUGUUCCUCAGCUUCCCACGACAGUAUGAACGAGACCGGUUCUACUCUACACUGAUGUCACAGCCUACACUCAGUCUGGCCGACCUGGACCGGGAGAGGAUGACUUUGUGCUGGCAGAACGGCAUGCUCUCCAACUACGAAUACCUUCUGUAUUUGAACAGUGAAGCAGACAGAACGUUCAACGACUUGACUCAGUAUCCAGUCUUUCCCUGGAUCAUACAAGACUACACUUCCAGUAGUCUAAAUCUGCAUAGCAGCAAAACUUAUAGAGACUUGACUAAGCCUGUUGGUGCUCUGAAUCCUACAAAACUGCAGAGGCUCAAGGAAAGGUAUGAAGAGAUGUCAGACAACAAGUUCCUAUAUGGUUCCCACUACUCAGCCCCAGGGUUUGUGCUGUUCUACCUUGUGCGGCUCUACCCUCACUACAUGUUGUGUAUGAACAACGGCACUUUUGACAAGCCUGAUAGGAUGUUUAACAGUGUGGCCGACGUUUGGCGCAAUGUGCUCACCAACAUGGCUGACUUCAAGGAACUGGUGCCUGAGUUCUAUAACACCAACAAUAACGGGGAGUUCCUGUGUAACAAGUACGGCAUAAACUUUGGCUUCCGCUCAGACAACACAAAGGUGGGGGACGUGGAGCUUCCACCGUGGGCUGAUGGACCUAUGGACUUUGUGCGCCAGAUGAAGGAGGCUUUAGAGUCAGACCAUGUGUCCCGGAACCUCCACCACUGGAUUGAUCUCAUCUUUGGUUACAAGCAGAGAGGAGACGAAGCUGUCAAAGCUGAUAACUUGUUCUGUAACGUCUGCUAUGAGGGCGUCAUUGACUUGGAUUCCAUAUCGGACUGGAGCAGGCGUCAUGCGAUGGAAGUUCAGAUCAUGGAGUUCGGACAGAUCCCCAAGCAGAUCUUCCAGCAGCCCCACCCCAGUAAGACAAAAUUCCAGGUGGACCGUCCCAUCACGGUUGCUGCUCCAGUGACAGCAUGGCAGAUGUCACCUGUUGAGACCAUCACGUCACACCGGGCCGCCGUCACAGCAGUCAUGCUCUCUGCAGACUGCAGCCAGGCUGUGUCUGUUGCUAGGGACGGGUUACUCAAGAUUCACUCAGUCACCACUGGUAGGCAAGAGCGCAGUGCCACUCUCUCCAGCACUCCGUUAUCCUGUCUCGUGGCCUUCCUGCCAGAAACUGUCAUCGUAGGCUCCUGGGACAGCAACAUUAUAAUGUAUGACGUGGCGUGUGGUCGUGUGGUAGACUGCAUGUUGGGACAUGAGGACGCGGUGACAUGUCUGUGCUGGGCGGACGAGCGCCAGCUGGUGGUCAGUGGUUCCUGGGACUGCUGUGUGAGAUUAUGGACCACCCAUUCAUGCCCACCCACCGCUCCCAUCCGCCCCGCCACUGACUUGGUGACCCAACUGGAGCAUGAUAGUAGGGUCACCUGCCUAGACAUUAACAGGCGAAAUACUCAACUUGUUUCUGGCACUGAAGAUGGAGAUGUUGUAGUUUGGUCCUUAGUGACCUACACUGUUAUCCAGAAACUACAAGGCCACGAGGGCACAGUAAAUGAUGUCAAGUUGAGUCCAGAUGCCAAACAGCUUGUGUCCUGUGGAGAUGACAGAACAUUCCGGCUCUUUGACUUCAACUGUGGAGGAAUGCAGACUUUCUGCAAGGAGCUGGACCAGUCUCUCAAGUGCCUGGUGUGGAACGGGACAGAGUUGCUGCUCGGCGGUUGUCAGGGAUCUGUUUACAUCUGGGACAUGGUACGGGUCACUCAGAGGAAACAUGUACAGGCACACCAAGGAGCAGUGUUAUGUAUGGCUCUAGCAGAAGAUAGCUCUGUGCUGGUAUCUGGUGGGGAGGACAGCAAACUGCUUAUUUGGAAGCCGAAUGUAACUCCCUCAUCAUCUUAGCACUUUGUUGUUGUUUUAGUGAUAUUUUUAUACAGUUGUGUUUAGGGUAAGCUAUUUUACUGUAAAGAUGACGAUUUACUCAAUUGCAUCUAGAUAAUAUGUUCAUUGAGAUUGAAAAUUGACUUUUGUUCCUCUAAAACAAUUAUCUUUCUGAAUAUAAAAUAAAAUACUGUUUUUUUAAUAGACAAAGAAUGAAGGUUUUCAAGGAACACUACUCUUGUAAUAAAAGUAAAAUUUUUGAGAGCAUUUGCUAUUAACAAUGUUUGUUUGUUACCAAAAACAAAAAUGACAUUUCUACAUGCAUGAAUAAUGGUAGUAAUAUUUUAAUUCUUUCAAUACUGUGUUGACUUUAAUGAAAAUAUAAUAUUAUAAAAAUAUAGACUUUAAGGACCAAUUGAUCCAGUACUGAGAUUGUGUGCAUGCCUAAUAGCAUCUUGAUAGGCAAAUCAUUGUGAGCUGGGGUCUUAGUUAAAGAUUUAAACGAUUUUACCCUAAAAACGCCAUUUUCAGUCAAGGGUUGUCAAGUAUUACUGUAUCAAUUUUUUUCAAUGUAUGUCCUUCAGCUAUGCAUUAUCAACAUGCGCAAUUUCUUUUGAAAAAAAAAAUUAUGUCAAACUAAAAUUGGGCAGCCAUAUUUUCUUUAGUCGUGAACUGGGACUGUUCUAAUUCACCUAUUGGCAUUUAGUUUCUGGAUCAUUAAAAGAUCCGGUUCAUCACAUGUUUAUGACACUUUACAAUGUUUCAGUGUCAUUAUUCAUUUUUGCAUUAAUUUAUUUGUCACAGUGUGGAUUAUAACUAAUGUCUUCAAGGACAACAUUUGAAUCCUGCAAAACCCUGUGUACUCAAUAAUCACAUUAACAUUCAUUUGUUUCAAAACAAAACAUAUUUCUAUUGUGACGUUUACAAGUUUAAAUGAAAAUUUUACAUUGACACACUGUACUUUCAAUUGCAAACAUGUUUUUGCAUAAGGUGGAUUAUGCAAAAUAAGCCAACAGUUUCUGAUUUGUCAUUUUUCUGAUUCAACACAUCACACAUAUUCUACCCAUAAAUUUUUUAACUAACAUCUUUGGUAACAUCACAGAGUAAACAGAACAUCUAAAAAUAUGGAUUACGUAAUAUAAUUUAAUGGAAAAUGUCAAAUCACGUAAAACUACAGGAUCAGCUUUUUUUGGGGUUCUGCAUGUUCUGUAAGACUGUGGAAUUCACUCUCAAAGUUUUAACAUACGUUUGAUAAUAUUAUGUUCACGGUGAAACUAAGUAAACAUGUAUUCAGAUACUUUUUUAAUUUUUUAUAUUUUACCGACACAGUUUAUUAUUAAAAUAAUAAUGUAGUUUUAGUUUAUAAUAGCUCCUUUAUGUUAGUGUUUAAUUAGUUUUAUUUAUAACUUGGCAUUAAAG
This is a messenger RNA of Homalodisca vitripennis (glassy-winged sharpshooter), 4394 nucleotides long. RefSeq names its product protein FAN-like. The coding region runs from base 318 to 2996 and encodes 892 amino acids. NCBI's taxonomy places the organism in Eukaryota, Metazoa, Arthropoda, Insecta, Hemiptera, Cicadellidae. The record is from RefSeq and is a predicted model, not a curated record. Gene Ontology annotation, molecular function: protein binding. The transcript has 18 exons.